Molecule: messenger RNA, 4632 nt
Organism: Trichoderma citrinoviride
Lineage: Eukaryota; Fungi; Ascomycota; Sordariomycetes; Hypocreales; Hypocreaceae
Exons: 13
Coding region: 1-4287 (1428 amino acids)
Biological process (GO): chromatin remodeling; negative regulation of transcription by RNA polymerase II
Cellular component (GO): chromatin; nucleus
Molecular function (GO): DNA binding; chromatin binding; ATP binding
Source: RefSeq, a predicted model, not a curated record
AUGAUUAUCCGCAUGCUCUUGCAUCUCUCUUUUCCAUUGCUACUCGAUCUCGCCGGUCUCGUUCAGUACAUCAACGGCGAAGAGGCACUCCUCCAAUACCAAGAGACGCUGAACAUGGCGGGCGGCGACCGCAAGCGAAAACAUGCCCCCGACGAGGAAUGGGAGCCCGAGGCGAACACCAUCAUCGUUGAUGCCGGAGAUCUGGACGACGAGGAUGAUGACAUAAUCCUAGAUCGCAAGCGUCCAUCACGUCCGAGUCGCGUCUUACGCUCGCGUGAGGCUAGUCGCCUUCCGAGCUACGCUGGCGGAUCCAUUGUUUCUGAGGGCGAAGACGACGAUGCCCUGACCGAGACCAGCCAACCGGCGCGACGGCUGCGGAAGCGGACAUCAACGCAGCUGAGGCUCACCAGCAUGUCUUUCAAAACGAGUGUCGUGGACCAGGAGCAGGAUGAGUUGGCGCUGGAGUCUCGCCAGUCAUCCGAGGACGACAAUUUCCUGCCCGUGGUGUCUGACCUGGCGCUGAAAAAGGGCCGCCCCUCACGAGCCGUGCAGCGCUCUCGUCGGCUGAAGAAGCAGAAAGAAGAGAGCGCCAAACAAGCACGCAGGAGGUCGGGAGAUUCCGAUAUAGAAUUCGAGCAGCCUCGACGAUCCGCAAGGUCUACGCGCAAUCGCACGAAUAUGCAGGACGACGCCUUCAUGGACGAUGACGACUCAUUCUACGUGGUUGACGACAAGCCGGCCGGCGCGCCCAAGGUCAUCUCUGUCAGGGAGGUUUUCCAACCAGUCGCUCCAGACUCGGAUUUUGGAUCCGUGCAUAUGCAAUCAUGCCAUACCUGUGGCGGCUCAAGGCAGCGUGGCCAGCUGCUCUAUUGCCAAGGGUGUUGCCUGGCGUACCAUAAGAACUGCAUUGGGUAUCGAAGCAAUCGGGAGCAUUUGGCAACCAAGGUGGGAGAAGACGACUUUGUGCUGCAAUGCAGAUUCUGCCUCAACAUCUACUCCAAAAAAGACAGCAGUGCGCCCCGACACAGCGCCUGCCAGCAGUGCAAGAAAGACGGCCGAUCCUGCGCCGCCUUUUCUCAGAAGAAGACGGCUCGCCAGGAGGAAAAGCUGCGCGCAGAUAACGGCGGCAUCGAUCCUGUCACCCCAGUCUCGCCUGAGCUCAUCAACAACUCCGACAAUGUCCUUUUCCGCUGCUCAAUGUGUCACCGUGGAUGGCAUGUAGAGCAUCUGCCUUCCACUGGCACCGAUGCGGUUGCGACGGACGUCAAGUCUGAACGCCUUAAAGAGUACUCGGUCGACUGGCGGUGCAACGAUUGCAGCUCUGCCAAAGGCAAGAUACAUCGCCUGAUAGCGUGGCGGCCGGUCCCACAACGAGACAAUCACCCGGCUUACGGAGAUGUAAGCGAAGACGACCGGGAGUAUCUCAUCAAAUGGCAAGACAUGUCAUACAGACACUGCUCUUGGGCCCCUGGAGCUUGGGUAUUUGGUGUCUCUUCCGGAGCCAUGCGCACCUCCUUUGCCAAACAGGCUAUUCCAGACGAGUAUAUCACCCCCGACAUCAUUUUCAAAGCAGAUGAUCUUGCCAACAUCUCCCAGGUCAAGAAGAUCCUCGUCAAGUUCCAUGGCCUCGGCUAUGACGAUGUCGUAUGGGACUCUCCCCCGACCCCAGACAAUGCCCGAGUCUACAGCGCCUUUCAUUUCAAAUCUGAAUCUGCCAACAAGAUGAAAGAACGCAUCAGGUUGUACAAGUCUUCUCCGUUUGUAGAACUCAUGGGCUAUCAGAUAGAAGGUCUCAACUGGCUUCUGCAGAACUUUCACCAGAAUCGAAGCAUUGUUUUAGCGGACGAGAUGGGGUUGGGCAAAACAGUUCAAGUCGUCGGUCUUGUAACCUCCCUUGUACUGGACGCGCCGAAGUGCUGGCCAUUCCUUAUCGUCGUACCCAAUGCUACCUGUUCCAACUGGCGUCGAGAAUUCAAGCAGUGGGCUCCAAGCGUCAGAGUGGUCGCCUAUCAUGGAGGCAAGGAACCUCAGGAACUCGCCUACAAGUACGAACUAUUCCCCGACGGCUCUACAGACAUGAAGGCUCAAGUGGUCAUCAUGUCGUAUGACUCGGCGCAAGACCCAAGGACAUCUGCCCUCUUCAAGUCCGUUAACUGGAAAGGACUGGUCGUUGACGAAGGUCAGCGACUAAAAAAUGAUCAAAACCUUCUAUAUACUGCUUUGAAGGCGAUGAGGAUACCAUUUCGACUCUUGUUAACUGGCACGCCGCUGCAGAACAACAAGAGGGAGCUCUUCAACCUCUUGCAGUUCAUUGACGAGAAGCAAAAUGCAGAGAAGCUGGAUGAGGAGUAUGCAGUUCUGGACAAGGAUAACCUUCCCAAGCUGCACGAGAAAAUCCGUCCAUACUUCCUGCGAAGGACAAAGCUCGGCGUCCUCAAGUUCCUUCCCCCUAUGGCGCAGAUCAUCCUUCCUGUCACCAUGACGGUCAUUCAGGAGAAGCUGUCGAAGAGCAUCAUGGCGAAGAAUCCCCAGCUCAUUCGAGCUGUGUUUGCAAACAGCAAGAUGAACGCCAAGGACCGCGGCAGCUUAAACAACAUCCUGAUGCAGCUGCGCAAAUGCUUAUGCCAUCCUUUCAUGUAUUCCGAAGCGAUCGAAGAGCGUCACCAUGAUCCAAAGGUAGUUCAUCGCAACCUGGUAGAAGCGUCGGCCAAGCUUCUGUUGCUGGAGAUCAUGUUACCCAAGUUGAAGGAACGGGGUCACCGUGUCCUCAUAUUCAGUCAGUUUCUGCAGCAGCUUGACAUUGUCGAGGACUUUCUUAAUGGGAUGGGCUACGGCUAUCGUCGUCUGGACGGGUCCAUCUCCAGUUUGGAGAAGCAGCGGCGUAUCGACACCUUUAAUGAGCCAGGUUCUGAGCUCUUUGCCUUCUUGUUGUCGACGAGGGCUGGUGGCGUUGGAAUCAAUUUGGCGACAGCAGACACUGUCAUCAUCAUGGAUCCCGAUUUCAACCCUCACCAAGAUAUUCAGGCACUAUCCCGUGCUCACCGAAUUGGCCAAAAGAACAAGGUGUUGUGCUUCCAGCUCAUGACCAAGGAUUCGGUGGAGGAGCGAAUUAUGGAAAUUGGGCGCAAGAAGAUGGCGCUGGACCAUGCGCUUAUUGAGAGCAUGGAUGACGAUGAACUCGAAGGGGCCGACUUGGAAUCAAUCCUGAAGCAUGGUGCUCAAGCUUUGUUCGAUGAGGGCUACCAAAAGACUGCCAUCCACUAUGACUCUGCCUCUGUGGACAAGCUUUUGGACCGCUCUCAGAUGGAGAAAUCUGCAGCUGUGGAUGACAACUCUGCCGAAGGCCAGUUCACCUAUGCCCGUGUAUGGUCGAACGACAAGCUUGGAUUUGAAGAGACGGCCGACCUCUCCGAGGAGCAGGCUCCGGAGCCUAUUGGCUCCAGCGUCUGGGACCAGAUUCUUGCUCAGAGAGAAGAAGAAGCCCGACGAGAAGCCGAGGCGAGCAAGGAAGUUCUCGGGCGCGGGGCGAGACGUCGGAUGGCUGUCAACUAUGGAGCAAAGGGCACUGAUCCCUUUGCGGUGCUGGGCGACGUCGGUGGCGACUCUUCAGACUCCUCUGAUGACUUUGAAAUGGGUAACGCUCCUGAAGAGUCCGACGAUGAGAUGGACCCCUCGUCAACAGUCGAAACAGCAGCCGAAGUACUAGCCAUGAGAGAAGCCAAAAGAAAACAGCAGCAUGGCAUCGCGUUCCCCAAAGAGCAGACGCCCGGCUCAACCCCCAGCAACUCAACCCCAAAACCAACCCAAGCUGAUCCGACCGCAACGGGACCGGCAUGGAAAGCCGAUGUGCCAACGGCCCGUAAAAGAGGCAGGCCUCCUAGGUCGACGCCGACUGCCAACGGAAAUGCCGGAAUGCCCACCGACGGGUCCCAAGCUCGAUCCCGAGCGACACAACAGCAGCCUGGCCCUGCGUUGGUCUAUAAGAAGGGCUUUGACAGUGCUAGUAGACGCCAGGAGACCCUUCAACACUACCAACAAUACUUUAGCAACGGCGGUCGGCCACCGCCUCAAGCACAUCCGCCAGCUCAGUACCCGUAUCCACCGCCCGGCCAAGCACCGACCGGGUACGAGUAUAUCUCCUUCCUGACGUCUGAGGCGCAGAUACGUCUCGCCUUGGACGUUGUUCAUCAUUCAAAGUACUCAACAGCGAUGAAAGAGCGACACAUAGCCGCUCUGUUCCACAGAUUAGGUCAAGUGCACAUGCAGAACGGGAUUCGGCAGAGGUGAAAUUUUUCCUGGCCCCCCUUUUUUUCCUUCAGUAAUAGAGAGGAAUAGAUCAUGACUUGACGCAAGGAUACACUUUUUGAUAUUGACAUAGCUUAUUACAUACAUAUGUAUAUAAAGACACACAGAGAGAGAGAAAAUGGGAAAGACGUGGACAACCUCCGACUUGCAUAGCCAGCGGAGCAAAUGCCAGCAGACACCGGAGAUUUCUCUGCAACCAGCCGAGCUUUGACUCGAUAUCAAGCAGGGGGUAAGGCGACAAACGGACGAGGAACACAACCUUGACCGUUGGGCUUAUGUCGGUGAGGCAGCAGCUUGACGUCUGAUCCUACAUGUAGUCCUCCAUUC